GUUAUCGUAUCGUCGCGUUUGCACGUUCCUUUAAGUGGUGCUAUACUGAUGGAAUUUACCAAAGAUUUGAAUUACGCGAUCGGCUGGAACCGAUUAAAUCUUCAAAUCCUCGGUGUAUGGCCGGACUCCGAUAGAUUGGAAAAAAAUGUAAUCUUUACGAAAUAUCGUUGGAUAGUUCACUUAUUUAUCAUGCUAGGAUUUAUAGUCUUACCACAAUCAGCAUAUUUAAUGAUAAUCUGGGGUGAUCUUGAUUUAAUGACGGAGGAUUUAGCAACUGCAAAUGUUCCUGUCACUAUGGCUUGUUUCAAACUCUUCAUCAUUUAUUAUCACUUGAAAUCAUUACAUCCACUUUUGAGUGCUUUCUUCGACGAUUGGAAUAGAUCAAAAAGUCAAGAGGAAAGAUCGAUUAUGUUGAACAAUGCUAGAAAAGCUAGAAUGAUAUCAAUGUUGUGUACAGUGAUGAUACAGAUUAUGACAACGACAUACAUACUUUUACGUAUCACUAUGAUAUUGCAAAUGCAAAGAGAUCAAAUGGAACCGGAUCGUACACUCAUUUGUCCAGCUUAUUUUCCUUACGACGUUAGAAGAUCAUCGGUGUUUUUUUUAACGUGUCUUGGACAAAUAUUAGCUGCAUACAGUGCUACGAUUUCUUAUACGGGAGUUGACAGUUUCAUAUCAAUGUUGGUACUUCACGUUUGUUCACAAAUUUCCAAUUUAAGGUUAACGCUUAAAACAUUAGUGGAUGAAAGAAACACGAAAGAUAAAGAGACCGAUAAUUUUCUCGAAAAAUUAACGUUGAUCGUUAAAAGACACGAACAUCUCAAUUGGUUCGCACAAACGAUCGAAAAAUCAUUCAACAUUUUGAUGCUCGUACAAAUCCUAACUUGCACCAUGCAAGUGUGUUUUCAAAGUUAUCAAGUCAAGGCAAUAUUAGGACAAAAAAAUGGCGAGUUUCCUACAGUUCAAUUAAGUUUUUUAGUAUUAUUCGUGGCCGUUACUUUAACACAUCUAUACAUUUAUUGUUACGUCGGUGAAAUGCUUAUUGUUCAGAGCUCAGGUAUGAGCGAAUCGGCUUACGAAUCUAAAUGGUGCAACUUGUCUCCGAAAGAAGCUAGGAAUCUUCUUUUCGUGAUGCACCGAUCAACCAUUCCACUUCGUUUGACCGCUGGAAAAUUUAGCACGUUCUCCAUGAAAACAUUUAGCGAGGUAAACAUACAACGAGAAAGGAAUUCUAAUUUAUCUAAAUUAUUUUCUAAUAUCUUUUUUUUUUGUAGAUCCUCGGUCGGACUAACUCUCGCGUGUGCUAAUCUAUCGAAAAAAUUUGACAAUUUUUACCUUUAUCGAAGUUUUGUAUGCCGAACAAAUAUGGAUUAUGCUAUUGGUUGGAAUCGUUUCAAUUUGUCGGUAUUAGGAGUUUGGCCAGAACCUUCUAAAACAACUUUUCUAUGGCGUAUAAUAUCAGCCAUUAUAUUUUGGACGAGUACUACUGUGACAUUUUUAUUCAUAUGUGCACCACAAACGGCAGAUUUGAUUUUAAAUUCAACCAGUUUGGACGAAGCUAUAGAAAAUUUAUCCAUCAACAUACCAAUCGUAUUUGCCUUGAUCAAACAAAUCGUUUUACGAUAUCACGGUAAAGCAUUUAUAUCACUUCAAACGUACGCAAACAUGGCUAGUGCAUCCGAGGUAGAUCUAGGUGGACUUUUGCAUCCUGCAACUUUUCCAUACGACACUAAGAAAAGUCCUUACUUCGAGAUCACUUGGAUGGGACAAUUUAUGGGAACAGUUUUAACUGCUAUAUGUUAUUCUUGCUUCGAUACAUUUCUCGCUGUUUUUGUCUUACAUUUGUGCGGACAAUUGUCGGUUUUACAAUUGAAUUUAAAAGAAUUGUCGGAUGUCGCAAAACGUGACAUAACUUUGUUUCAAAGUAAACUUGGAUUCAUUGUCAACCGGCACGAACAAUUAUAUAAAUUUGCUAUAAUAGUUGAAGAUUGUUUCAAUCUUACCCUACUCGGACAAACUUUAAUUUCCACAGCUAUGUUUUGUCUGACUGGAUAUCGUAUGAUAACGUCGAUGGGAUCGCAGGAACAGGAAUUGCCAAUAGUUGGGCUGAUAUUUUUUGUAAUCCACGUAAUAUACACUAUGUUGCAUUUAUACAUCUAUUGCUACGUUGGUGAAACACUUUUAGUCGAGAGCACUGGAAUAGCUUUCUCCGCUUACGAUUGCGAAUGGUAUGACUUGCCACCUAAAAAGGCAAUGUGUCUGAUGAUAGUAAUUUGUCGUGCAAGAAUAGCCUUUCAAAUCACGGCUGGAAAAUUUAGUCCAUUUUCUUUAGAGUUGUUUGGUGCUAUCAUGAAAACAUCUGCCGGAUAUUUAUCCGUAUUACUAGCUAUGAAAGAUCGUCUAAUUGAAGAAUAAUGAUUCAUACUAUAUGA
This is a messenger RNA of Polistes dominula (European paper wasp), 2432 nucleotides long. RefSeq lists its product as uncharacterized. Gene Ontology annotation, molecular function: odorant binding; olfactory receptor activity. Lineage: Eukaryota; Metazoa; Arthropoda; Insecta; Hymenoptera; Vespidae. Gene Ontology annotation, cellular component: plasma membrane. The record is from RefSeq and is a predicted model, not a curated record. Gene Ontology annotation, biological process: sensory perception of smell; detection of chemical stimulus involved in sensory perception of smell.